Messenger RNA from Conger conger (European conger), 243 nucleotides. RefSeq names its product lens epithelial protein (gene lenep). Bases 1 to 243 code for a protein of 80 amino acids. NCBI's taxonomy places the organism in Eukaryota, Metazoa, Chordata, Actinopteri, Anguilliformes, Congridae. Gene Ontology annotation, biological process: multicellular organism development. The transcript has a single exon. The record is from RefSeq and is a predicted model, not a curated record.
AUGCACCCGCAGCGCCCCCUCCCCCAGGCCAUGCCCGCCACCUCGGUGGGGCAGAACCUCCGGGACGCCCUGGGCUUCGGUCGCGACGGCGCUUUCGGGAUCGGGCGGGACGGCGGCUUCGGCGGCUUCGGUCGCGGCAAGAACUUUUUCGGCGGUAACUUCGCUUACGGUAUCAUCCGCUCUCUCAAAGAGUGCAUGUACUUUCUGCUGUGCUGCUGGUGCAUCAAGGAAAUCCUGGACUGA